AUGUCUGAGAAUGCUAGGGUUUCUAUAUCUGGGUUACCGCAAUACUCAUCAUGGAAGGCCACUGUUAAGAAUAACCAAAGAAAGUGGUCUCACCGUCGGCUUGCAGAUGGAACCAAUUUGGUGGCUCAUUCUCCAACUAAACCUGAGUACGCAUUUGAUUUUUUCAUACUCAAUUUUACUGUAUCUUAUAUCGCCGAAGAAUUUAAAUUGCCGCCUUCAACAAUCACUGCAAGUAUUACGGUAACGUUAAUGUUACGUCCACUUGGUGCUGCGAUUUUUGGUCUUUUAGCAGAUCGUUAUGGCAGAAGAUAUCCUUUGAUUCUUGAUAUAAUUUUAUAUAGUCUGAUGGAAUUAUUAUCAGGAUUUGCUCCAAAUUUUACAAUUUUCAUGGUCUUUAGAGCAAUUUUUGGAAUCGCAAUGGGUGGUGAGUGGGGUUUAGGCGCUGCUAUGGCAAUGGAAACUUUACCACCUGAAACUCGUGGUAUAUUUUCUGGUAUUUUGCAGCAAGGAUAUGCAUUUGGAUAUCUUUUAGCAUCAGUUGUGUAUUAUUUUGUAAUAGAUAGUCUAGGUUGGAGAGCGCUGUUUUGGAUAGGUUCAUUUCCUGCUUUGCUAGUAAUAUUCAUAAGAUUUUUUGUGCCAGAAUCGCCAGUAUGGAAAUCACGACACGAAAAAAAUAAUCAUUCUUCUUCCUCUAAUCGUCGUGGUAGUGGUACUAAAUUAUGGUUAGCAGAUAUUAAACUAGUAUUGAAAAAUCAUUGGAAAAGAUUUAUUUAUACCAUAUUGUUAAUGACUGGUUUUGGAACCCAGGAUUUAUAUCCAACAUUUCUUCGACUUCAACUUGGAUUUACGUCAAUUCAAAUCACAACAACAUUAAUUAUAGCAAACGUUGGCGCAAUAAUCGGAGGAAUGUCUUGUGGAUAUUUUUCAGAAUAUUUAGGCCGUAGACGUACCAUCAUAAUUUCAGUAUUUUUAGCUGGAUGUUUUGUACCUUUAUAUGUACUUUCUAGGAAUCAAAUUUUGAUAUCUAUUGGCGCGUUUUUAUUGUAUUUUUUUGUGCAGGGAUCAUUUGGUGUGGUUCCUGUUCAUUUGAAUGAACUAUCGCCACCAAAUCUUCGUGGCACAUUUCCAGGAUUAACAUAUCAAAUUGGCACUUUGGUAUCAUCCUCUUCAGCGCAAAUAGAAGCAACAUUAGGUGAAAAAUUUAGACUUGAUAAUGGUGUGCCGAAUUAUGGUUUGAUUAUAGGUAUAUUAUCAGGUGCUUGCAUGUCUUUAUUAAUUUUGAUGGCUUUGAUUGGCAAAGAAGCUAAAGGGGUUGAUUUUAUGUCUCAAGAUGAGGAUGUUGAUAUUGACAUCGAUAGAAACCAAUUGGAAAAACAAAAUCAAGUGCGAGAACUAUAA
Messenger RNA from Entrophospora sp. SA101, 1398 nucleotides. The record is from the annotation of a GenBank genome assembly. Lineage: Eukaryota; Fungi; Glomeromycota; Glomeromycetes; Entrophosporales; Entrophosporaceae.